Molecule: messenger RNA, 1113 nt
Organism: Eptesicus fuscus (big brown bat)
Lineage: Eukaryota; Metazoa; Chordata; Mammalia; Chiroptera; Vespertilionidae
Gene: LRTM2
Product: leucine rich repeats and transmembrane domains 2
Exons: 3
Coding region: 1-1113 (370 amino acids)
Cellular component (GO): plasma membrane
Molecular function (GO): protein binding
Source: RefSeq, a predicted model, not a curated record
AUGCUGGCCCCCGGCAGUGGCCCCGAGCAGAGGACCAGGCUGGCCCUGCCGUGGAGGCAGGUCUCCUGGAUCACCUGCUGGAUCGCCCUGUCUGCUGUGGAGGCCCUCCCCACCUGCCCUUUCUCCUGUAAGUGUGACACCGGCCGCCUGGAGGUGGAUUGCAGUGGCCUAGGCCUCACCAUGGUGCCCCCAGACUUGCCUGCUGCCACCCGGACUCUCUUGCUCUUGAACAAUAAGCUGAGUGCCCUACCAAGCUGGGCAUUCGCCAAUCUGUCCAGUCUGCAGCGGUUGGACCUAUCCAACAACUUCCUGGACCAGCUGCCCCGCUCCAUUUUCGAGGACCUGACGAAUCUGACUGAGCUGCAGCUGCGCAAUAACAGCAUCAGGACCCUGGACAGGGACCUGCUGCAGCACUCACCCCUGCUCCGCCACCUAGACCUGUCCAUCAACGGCCUGGCCCAGCUGCCCCCUGGCCUUUUUGACGGACUCCCUGCCCUGCGCUCCCUGUCGCUGCGCUCCAACCGCCUGCAGAACCUGGAUCGGCUGACGUUUGAACCCCUAGCGAGUCUGCAGCUAUUGCAGGUGGGGGACAACCCCUGGGAGUGUGACUGUAACUUGCGUGAUUUCAAGCACUGGAUGGAGUGGUUCUCUUACCGAGGGGGGCGCCUGGACCAACUUGCCUGCACCCUACCCAAGGAGCUGAGAGGGAAGGACAUGCGCGUGGUCCCCAUGGAGAUGUUCAACUACUGCUCCCAGCUGGAGGGCGAGAAUAGCUCGGCCGGGCUGGAUAGUCCUGGGCCACCCUGCACCAAGGCCAGCCCAGAACCUGCGAAGCCCAAGCCGGGGGCUGAGCCCGAGCCGGAGUCCAGUACAGCCUGCCCCCAGAAGCAGAGGUACCGGCCUGUGAGCGUGCGCCGGGCCAUCGGCACCGUGAUCAUCGCCGGGGUCGUCUGUGGCAUCGUCUGCAUCAUGAUGGUGGUGGCUGCUGCCUACGGCUGCAUCUAUGCCUCCCUCAUGGCUAAGUACCACCGGGAGCUCAAGAAGCGCCAGCCGCUCAUGGGGGACCCGGAGGGGGAGCAUGAAGACCAGAAGCAGAUCUCCUCUGUGGCAUGA